CACAGGACAAGGUGAGUUCUAUUCUAGAAUACUCAUGAAAGCUUCCUGAAUGACUUUGUACAAUUCACCAGGAAAAGGUGAGUAUUACUCCUGGCAUACAGACGACACUUGGUUGAGUGAUGCUGGGCCAAUAAACAACAGAUUUUUAUUUCUUCUCCUGCAGUAUGGAUAAUAGGUCCUUCUACUAUGGUAAGCAUGACUGGAAGAUGCGUCACCAAGUAAAUCAACAAGGGAAGGUGAGUUUUAUUCCAGAAUACUGAGGAAACAUGCCUGAAUGACUUUGUACAAUCACAAGGAAAAGGUGAGUUUUACUCCUGGGGAUGGAUGAUAGUUGGUUGAGUGAUGCUGAGUCAUUAAACAACAGAUUUUUAUUUCUACUCCUAAAGUAUGGAUAACAGGUUCUCCUGCUACGGUAAGCAGGACUGGAAGAUGUGUGAUCAAGUAAAUCAACAGGAGAAGCUGAGUUCUAUUCUAGAAUACUCAUGAAAGCUGCCUGAAUGACUUUGUAAAAUUCACAUUGAAAGGGUGAGUAUUAAUCCUGGGGUACAGACAACAUUUGGUUGAGUACCUUGCCCAAUAACCAAGAAACUUCUAUUUUUAUUCCUGCAGAAGGAAUAAUAGGUUCUCCAGCAUGCUGCUUGGAGUAUCCAAAUGUUGGGUUGUUCCUCAGCUUGAUUGCCAGACUGGGUGAAUGUUUCUUUAAGAAACAUCCUUGGCCACUCCUCCUUCGCUCGGCUGAGCUCCAGUUUAUUCACUCAGUCGAGCGAGAGACUGGUUUUUUCCUUGGCUCUGGCAAUUCAGGCUGAAGAAUAAUCUUCUUUGGAUUUUUACAAGCACCUUUGCUGUUUUUCGUCUAAAACUGUCCCUCAGAGCGGUGUGGAUUGUGGUUUCAAGUGAAUCAGCUGUUUGUCGGUUCGGCGCUAAUUACCAGGACUGCUGGCGGUGGGUGAGUUGCCCUGGGUCUCCAGGCAGGCUUCCCCCCCCUCACUUCUGAGUAUCCUCGGAGCUAUACCUGUUGAGGCACCUCCGAGUGAAUUUCUCUGCCGCCGCCAGAUGCGUUGGUUUCCGGAAAGCCGGCUACACCAUCCCCGCCUUCCACACCGCUCCUACGAUCUUUGGGCAGCCAGGAGUCCCUGCUUAAUACAAAAAAAUGGCAAACUCCUUCUGUGAUGGCUUCGUGGCACCGAUUGGGCUCUUCCAGCCGAGCACGCCUUUCUAAUUGAGCUCCCUCACUCUGCAGAGGCGCUGGGGGGCAAAAUAUGAGCCGCGCACCAUUUUGCCUUCUUCUUCGUCGCCACCAUUUCCUCAGAAACUGUGCUAGUGGCGGCAGAUAGCGCAAAUAUGUUCACGUUGCCCUUUUGCCUGCUGGAUUACAGAGUUGGUGAGGAGCCUGUGUGAAGUGGCUUACUGAGGUGUUCUGACACCUGUUGGCCAUUAUUUCUUGCUGUUUGUGAGCUGUAUCCACCUGGACUGACUUCACGGCUCCAUUGAUUGUUAGGUCCUGUGGCCUAUUUGCCUUUCCUUGUCGUUGCUGUUUUCUUGUUUUGAAAAAAAAAAAAUUAAUUAUUUAAUCAAUUUACUAUUAUUCAAUUCUGUCAACUUACCUCGGAUCACCUUGUUCUAAUGGCGGAGUCGGAUCUGUCCUCUGAUAUUGACCAUUCCUAUAGUCCACCUGAGGUUAAAAAACGCUCCAAGGCUCCUGCCAAAUCUGCCAAACAUCGAACUGUUUGUGCACAUUUGGCUAGUCCUAACCCUACCACGUGCACUGCAGCAGCUGACAAGGCUGAGGAGAAAAAACGCAAGGCCUCUGAAAAACAAUAUCUUCUCGCCCAGCAGAGGGCCCAGUCUUCUACCCACCAGAUGUCUCCUGACAAGAUUUCUCCAGUACCUCAGGACCUUCCUGCUGCCACCCACUGUCCAACAGAAGUUGAACUCCUCUGGGAGGCCAUCUUUCCUCCUGCUUCCUCAGGGCCCAGUGCUCAGGCUUCUCAUCAUCGGGGUCAAUCCGUCCAGAGGCUACUUUCACCCUGGCCACUGCUGGUCUCUGUCCUUCUGAGGGGCUUCAACCAGCGUUAUCUAGAGAUAUCCAAGAACUUGUGUCUCAGACAAUGUCUAGAAUCUUGACUUCAGCUCCUCACCAGGGAUUUCAGGGUCCUUCCAUGCCAGCUUCGCAUCCACCAUUGUCUCAGGCGUAUGGCGAUCUGCCCCGAGGAUAUUCAUAUCACACUGAAUCUCUUCUUGCCGAUGAUUCAGUCUGGGAUGAGGAGGAACCUGAAGAGAUGGAGUUGUCUGAGGACGAGGACCUUGCUCCUGAGAGACCUUCCUUCACGGGCCUCUUCCGCCCGUCCAUGUUCAAGUCCUUGCUCCACAAGGCUAAGAUCACCACAAAUAUGGGAGUGUCGAGCACACAGCCAUCUCAACAGGCGGAUUCUCAUCCCCAUGAUGACUUGUUUCAGCUGCACAAGCCGGAACAGGACUUUAUUCCGUGUCCUGAACUGUUCACGGAUGUGGUCCAAAAGUCAUGGUCCCAGCUGGCUUACAUCUCUGCCCCGAAUGGGUUAGAUAAAAAAUUGUAUUGUUUGGACCCUUCCUUGCAAAAUCUGAUCCAGCUGCCUUCUGUGGAUGGCCAUGUGGCUCAGUUGACGUCCUCUUCCGUCAUUUCUAAUGAUGUGCUUGACAGUCUUAGGACCGAGGACAAGAAGGCUGAACUGUCUUUCCAUAAGACACAUCAAGCUGCUGCCUGGGCCAUCAGGGCAGCAACAUCUACAUCCUUCUUUGCUCGUGCAUCUCUUAUUUGGUUGCGCCAACUGCAGGAGCGCUUACCUCCUGACGACUGCAGGCUCCAUCAGGACAUUAAUAAAAUUGUGGCUGCCACUGAAUAUUCAGCAGACGUAUCCUUGAAUGCGGCCAAAUUUGCUUCAAGAGCCCUCGUUUUGACCGUCACCUCUCGGCGUCUCGUUUGGCUCUGUCAUUGGAGGGCCAAUCUCAAAUCAAAGUGGAAGCUAGCAUCUGCUCCAUACAAGGGUUCCUUUCUCUUUGGUAGAGGCUUUGGACCCAAUACUAAUGGAGGAUAAGGAUAAACGUAAAGUUAUGCCAUCCUCCUUCAGACGACAGGAUAGGAGAUUCACUCCUUACAACCAGAGGCAGCCUUUUCGGACUGAAUGUGGACCCAGUGGGUCCUAUUUUCCUAGACAAUACUCCCAGGGCAGCGAUCGACCCCUCUGAUAGACCGACCUACCGGGAUUGGGGUAGAGGUCAGACCACCGCCAGGCGACAGUUACGUGGAGCCCCCAGAAAAUUGUUCCAAAGGGGCAAGUGACUACCACGCAGAUCUGCCCAUUGGUGAUUGUCUCCUCCAUUUCUUGCCCCAAUGGGUUUCUUCCAUGACGGACGCCUGGGUCCUCCAAACAGUGAAGUUCGGCCUCACAUUGGACUUCCUCUCCAGCCCCCCAAAUUGCUUCCUUCCCUGCCCAGUAUCUGGCAAUCUGGAGAAGAGAGAAUUGAUGGCUGCAGAGAUUCAACAUCUGCUAGACAUCUGCGCUAUCAAACCUGUGCCGGUGGAACAAUGGGGAUCUGGGUUCUACUCGCGCCUUUUUCUCGUGCCAAAGUCUUCCGGGGGCUGGAGGAGGAUUUUAGACGUAAAGGCUCUAAACGAAUUCGUCAAGUAUCACUACUUCAAAAUGCAGUCACUCAAGUCGAUUCUGCAGGGCAUCCGACGGGGAGAUUUUAUGACGUCAAUCGACCUCAAGGAGGCUUACCUGCAUGUCCCAAUUCAUCCAUCCCAUUGACGCUUCCUUCGGUUUGCCUACUCAAACCGACACUUCCAAUAUCGGGCCAUGCCGUUUGGCCUCUCGUCCGCCCCUCGGACCUUCACAAAGCUGCUGGCAACAGUCGCAGCCUCCCUACAGCAGAUCCCAAUCAGAGUUAUGUGCUAUCUGGACGACAUCAUUAUUCUGUCUGCCACACGGGAUCAAGCUGUGGCCGACCUCAGGAUGGUGUUUCCUCUCUUACGACAACAUGGGUUUUCCCUAAACCUAACAAGAGUCAGUUCCUGCCCACCAUUCCCAUUCUCCACCUUGGAGCUGUCAUAGACUCGGUCAGCGGCCAUGUGUUCCUGUCUCCCGAUGGGAUUUGCAGCAUAAGAUCCUUGGUGACUCACGUGUUGUCACUCAGACAUGUUCCCCUGAUCACUUUGUCUCAGUUGCUAGGCAAACUAAUAUCUUGCAUUGCAAUCGUCCCGUGGGCCUGUCUCCACUGUCACCCUCUUCAGUGGUAUCUUCUGCCUUAUCAGAGGUCUCACCGGGUGAGCUCAAAAACCAUGGUGGUCAUCCCGGCAGCAGUCCAUUUGUCUCUGAAGUGGUGGAUCUCCCCAGCCAUAUGGAAUGGCUGUUAUUUCCAGGAACCCAUCUGAAUAACCAUCACAAUGGAUGCGAGCAAGUUCGGCUGGGGUGCACACCUGCGGUCGUCAGUUGCUCAGGGCCGCUGGUCCUCGAGGGACUUACAGCACGACAUAAAUUGGUUAGAGCUGCGGGCAGUCCAUCUCGCCCUGCGCCAUUUCCAGCCCACUGUGAUGGGGCAUCACAUGUUGGUCCUUACGGACAAUACAACAACGAAAGCCCACGUGAACAGGGAAGGCGGAACUCGUUCCAAGUUCCUACUCAACGAGUCAAUGAGGAUGCUGCAUUGGGCGGAGAAGCAUGUUCUGUCACUGACAGCGGAGCACAUAUCCAGCGCAGACAACAUCCAGGCGGACUGGCUCACCCAGACCCAAAUAGAUCAAGCAGGGUGGCGUCUCCAUCUGUCUCCAUCUGUUCUGACACCUGUCGAGGAGGUUUGGUCUCCCAACUGUCUACCGCUGAAUGCUCAGCUGCCCCGCUUCUUCAGUUGAUUCUUCUGUCCCGGAGCGGAAGGUUGCGAUGCACUUCGAAGCGAGUGGCCCCCGGGCCUACUCUAUGCUUUUCCUCCUCUGCCGCUCAUCCCUCAGGUGAUUUGCAAGCUGCUGGCGGAGAAGGCGGACCUCAUCCUAGUCAUUCCCAAUUGGCCGUGUUGGCCCUGGUAUGCAGACCUCUUGAACCUAUCAGUGGAACGCCCCUGGCACAUUCCCAACGACAAGAUACCUCUCAGCCAGGGGGUCAUACUGCACCCAGACCCGCAAUGGUUGCAGUUGACCGUCUGGCGUUUGAGAGGAUCCAUCUGAGGAAGGACAACAUUCCUGUGAGCGUGAUCCACACUAUGCAAUCUGCCAGACGCCCUUCCACAAAUUGUAUCUACGACGCCAACUGGCGCUUGUUUUGUUCCUGGGGUUCCAAGACUCAUCAGGAUCCUAAGACUGCAACUCCCUCGGAUGUUCUAGUAUUUUUGCAGGACGGCUUGGACCGGGGACUGGCUCCUAACACCCUGAGAUAUCAAGUGGCAGCCCUUGGCACUGUUUUGACUGCGGUCGACGAUCAACCUUUGACUCUUCAUCCCUGUAGAUGGACCUUCUUGAGGGGGGGCAUCCAAUCUCUGACCUGCUACUAUUCACCGGUAUCCUACGUGGGACCUAGCAUUGGUCCUUCACACCCUGAUGGCGCCUCUUUUUGAGCCUUUGGCUUCGAUUUACCUAAGGUUUCUGACGCUCAAGGUCGCUUUUCUUGUGGCGAUUACCUUGGCAAGAAGGGUCUCUGAACUGGCAGCAUUGUCAGUGCAAGCUGACCUUUGCAUCUUCCACCCCAACAAGGUGGUGCUCCGAACGGAUCCCUCUUUCCUGCCCAAGGUAAACUCUCCGUAUCACUGGGCCCAGGAAUUGAUUCUGCCUGACUUUUGCCCGGAUCCUAGCCAUCAUCUCGAACAACAAUGGCAUACCUUGGAUAUUAGGAGGGCCCUACAUCGGUAUAUUAAAUGGACAUCAUCCUUCUGUAAGUCUGAAGCCUUAUUUCUGUCCUUCAAUCCAUCUACGUUGGGCAAGAAGGUCUCAUCGUUCACGAUUGGGCAUUGGAUUAAAGCCUGCAUCGCGACGGUGUAUUGCACCCAGAAGAAACCUCUGCCAGGGAGGAUCUUACCACAUUCUACCCAAAGUGCAGCCACUUCAGCUGCUUGGGCUACCCAGGCAUCCAUCCUAGACAUCUGUAGGGCUGCAACAUGGACUUCUUUGACCCCUUUUGUUAGACACUAUAAAAUAGACUCCUUUGCCUCAGCUGAGGCAUCCUUUGGUCGACGUGUGCUGCAGUCAAUUCUGGCUUUCCCCUCCUGGGAUAAUGCAGCCGCCGUCCCGUCAUCGGACUAGCUUGGGUAUAUCCCAACAUUUGGAUUCUCCAAGCAGCGCGCUGGAGAACGGAUGUUGUCUUACCUGAACGUCCCUUCUUGGCGCGCUCCUGGAGAAUCCAACCCAUUGCUUCGGCUGCGUUCUCUAGUUCCAGGUGGUUUGUUUCUCUUCUUGUUUGCUUCACAGCACCGUCCUCUAUUUGCCUUCAUGAAUAAACUGGAGCUCAGCCAAGCGAAGGAGGAGUGGCCAAGGACGUUUCUUAAAGAAACAUUCACCCAGUCUGGCAAUCAAGCUGAGGAACAAGCCAACAUUUGGAUUCUCCAGCAGCACGCCGAGAAGGGACGUUCAGCUAAAAUAAUGUCCGUUCUACUCAAAUGGUAAAGAUGACGGCAGGAUUCGUGACUGAGUAAAUCAACAGCAGAACGUGAGAUUUAUUCUGUAAUACUCAGGAAAGAUUCCUGAAUGACUUUGUACAAUUCACAUUGAAAAGGUGGUAUUAUUCCUGGGGUCCAGAUGACAGUUGAUUGAGUACCUUUGGACCAAAAACCAAAAGGUUUUUAUUUCUAUUCCACCAGUAGGCAUGAUGUGUUCUCAUCAUACUGUAACCAUGACUGGAGGAUUCGUGACGAAGUAAAUCAAAAGGAGAAGGUGAGUUCUAUUCCAGAAUACUCAUGAAAGCUGCCUGAAUGACUUUGGACAAUUCACCAGGAAAAGGUGAGUAUUACUCCUCGGGUACGGACGACAUUUGGUUGAGUGAUGUUGGGCCAAUAACAACAGAUUUUUAUUUCUACUUCUACAGUACGGGUUAUAGAUUCUCCUACUAUGGUAAGCAGCACUGGAGAAUGCGUGACCAAGUAAAUCAACAGGGGAAGGUGAGUUCUAUUCUAGAAUACUCAUGAAAGCUGCCUGAAUGAGUUUGUACAAUUCACCAGGAAAAGGUGAGCAUCACUCCUGGGGUACGGACAACAGUUGAUCAAGUGACUUUGGGUUAAUAACAAAGAGAUUUUAAUUUCUAUUCCUACAGGAGGUAUGACGUGUUCUACUCCUACUGUAAUCAGGACUGGUGGAUUCAUGACCAAGUAAAUCAACAGGGGAAAUUGAGUUGUAUUCUGUAAUAAAAGGGAAAGCUUCCUGAAUGACUUUGUACAAUCACGAGGAAAAGGUUCUCCUGCUACGGUAAGCAGGACUGGAAGAUGUGUCAUCAAGUAAAUCAACAGGAGAAGCAUGGAUAACAGGUUCUCCUACUACGGUAAGCAUGACUGGAAGAUGCGUGACCAAGUAAUGAACAGGAGAAGGUGAGUUCUCUUCUAGAAUACUCAUGAAAGCUGCCUGAAUAAGUUUGUACAAUUCACCAGGAAAAGGUGAGUAUGAAUCCUGGGGUACAGAUGACGGUUGAACGAGUGACUUUGGACUAAUAACAAAGAGAGUUUUAUUUCUAUUCCUAAAGGAGGCAUAAUGUGUUCUACUUCUACUGUAAUCAGGACUGGAGGAUCCGUGACCAAAUAAAUCAACAGGAGAAGAAGGAAUAAUAGGUUCUACUCAAAUAGUAAAGAUGAUGGCAGGAUUCGUGACUGAGUAAAUCAACAGCAGAACGUGAGAUUUAUUCUGUAAUACUCAGGAAAGAUUCCUGAAUGCCUUUUUACAAUUCACAUUGAAAAGUAGGCAUGAUGUGUUCUCCUCAUACUGUAACCAUGAUUGGAGGAUUCGUGACGAAGUAAAUCAAAAGGAGAAGGUGAGUUCUAUUCCACAAUACUGAUGAAAGCUGCCUGAAUGACUUUGGACAAUUCACCAGGAAAAGGUGAGUAUUACUCCUCGGGUACGGACGACAGUCUGUUGAGUGAUGUUGGGCCAAUAAACAACAGAUUUUUAUUUCUACUUCUACAGUAUGGAUGACAGAUUCUCCUACUACCGUAAGCAUGACUGGAAGAUGCAUGACCAAAUAAUGAACAGGAGAAGGAGGCAUGACGUUUUCUACUCCUACUGUAAUCAGGACUGGAGGAUCCGUGACCAAAUAAAUCAACAGGAGAAGCUGAGUUCUAUUCUAGAAUAGUCAUGAAUGCUGCCUGAAUGACUUUGUAAAAUUCACAUUGAAAGGAAGGAAUAAGAGGUUCUACUCAAAUGGUAAAGAUGACGGCAGGAUUCAUGACUGAGUAAAUCAACAGCAAAACGUGAGGUUUAUUCUGUAAUAGCCAGGAAAGAUUCCUGAAUGACUUUGUUACAAUUCACAUUGAAAAGUAGGCAUGAUGUGUUCUCCUCAUACUGUAACCAUGAUUGGAGGAUUCGUGACGAAGUAAAUCAAAAGGAGAAGGUGAGUUCUAUUCCACAAUACUGAUGAAAGCUGCCUGAAUGACUUUGGACAAUUCACCAGGAAAAGGUGAGUAUUACUCCUCGGGUACGGACGACAGUCUGUUGAGUGAUGUUGGGCCAAUAAACAACAGAUUUUUAUUUCUACUUCUACAGUAUGGAUGACAGAUUCUCCUACUACCGUAAGCAUGACUGGAAGAUGCAUGACCAAAUAAUGAACAGGAGAAGGUGAGUUCUAUUCUAGAAUACUCAUGAAAGCUGCCUGAAUGAGUUUGUACAAUUCACCAGGAAAAGGUGAGUAUGAGUCCUGCGGUACAGAUGACGGUUGAACGAGUGACUUUGGACUAAUAACAAAGAUAUUUUAAUUUCUAUUCCUAAAGGAGGCAUGACGUUUUCUACUCCUACUGUAAUCAGGACUGGAGGAUCCGUGACCAAAUAAAUCAACAGGAGAAGCUGAGUUCUAUUCUAGAAUAGUCAUGAAUGCUGCCUGAAUGACUUUGUAAAAUUCACAUUGAAAGGAAGGAAUAAGAGGUUCUACUCAAAUGGUAAAGAUGACGGCAGGAUUCAUGACUGAGUAAAUCAACAGCAAAACGUGAGGUUUAUUCUGUAAUAGCCAGGAAAGAUUCCUGAAUGACUUUGUACAAUUCACAUUGAAAAGUAGGCAUGAUUUGUUGUCCUCAUACUGUAACCAUGACUGGAGGAUUCUUGACCAAAUAAAUCAAGAGGGGAAGUAUGGAUAACAGGUUCUCCUACUACGGUAAGCAGGACUGGAGGAGUCAUGACAAAACAAAUCAACAGGAGGAGGUGAGUCCUAUUCCAAAAUAUUCAGGAAAGCUUCCUGAAUGACUUUGUACAAUUAACUUGGAAAAGGUGAGUAUUACUUUUGGGGUACAGACGACAUUUAUUUGAGUACCCUUGGAACAAUAACCAAGAGACUUCUAUUUCUAUUCCUGCAGAAGGAAUAAUAGGUUCUACUCAAAUGAUAAACAUGACGGGAGGAUUUGUGACUGAAUAAAUCAAUAGCAGAGCAUGAGUUUUAUUCUGUAAUACUCAGGAAAGCUUCCUGAACGAUUUUGUAAAAUUCACAUUGAAAAGUAGGCAUGAUGUCUUCUACUCAUACUGUAAUCAUGACUGGAGGAUUUGUGACCAAGUAAAUCAAAAGGAGAAGUACGGAUUACAGAUUCUCCUACUACAGUAAGCAGGACUGGAGGAUUCGUGACCAAGGAAAUCAACAGGGGAAGAAGGAAUAAUAGGUACUAUUCAAAUGGUAAACAUGACGGGAGGAUUGAUAUCUGAGUGAAUCAACAGCAGAACUAGGCAUGAUGUCUUCUCCUCAUACUGUAAUCAUGAACGGAGGAUUCGUGACUAAGUAAAUCAACUGGAGAAGUAUGGAUAACAGGUCCUUCUACUAUGGUAAGCAUGACUGGAAGAUGCGUCACCAAGUAAAUCAACAGGAGAAGGUGAGUUCUAUUCUAUAAUACUCAUGAAAGGUGCCUGAAUGAGUUUGUACAAUUCACGAGGAAAAGGUUAGUAUGACUCCUGGAGCACGGAUGACAGUUGAUCGAGUGACUUUGGGCUAAUAAGAAAGAGAUUUUUAUUUCAAUUCCUACAGGAGUCAUGAUUUGUUGUACUCCUACUGUAAUCAGGACUGGAGCAUUCGUGCCCAAAUAUAUUAACAGGAGAAAGUGAGUUCUAUUCUAGAUUACUCAUGAAAGCUGCCUGAAUGACUUUGUAUAAUUCACAUUGAAAGGGUGAGUAUUAUUCCUAGGGUACAGAUGAUAUUUGGUUGAGUACCCUUGGUCCAAUAACCAAGAAACUUCUAUUUCUAUUCCUGCAGAAGGAAUAAUAGGUUCUACACAAAUGGUAAACAUGACGGGAGGAUUCAUGACCGAGUAAAUCAACAGCAGAAUGUAAGUUUUAUUCUUUAAUACUCAGGAAAGCUUCCUGAAUGACUUUGUACAAUUCACAUUGAAAAGGUGAGUAUUAUUCCUGGGGUCCGGAUGACAGUUGAUUGAGUACCUUUGGACCCAUAACCAAGAGAUUUUUAUUUCUAUUCCUCCAGUAGGCAUGAUGUGUUCUCCUCAUACUGUAACUAUGACUGGAGGAUUUGUGACCAAGUAAAUCAGAAGUAGAAGUAUGGAUAACAUGUUCUUCUACUACGGUAAGCAGGACUGGAGGAUUCAUGACCAAGGGGAAGGUGAGUUUUAUUCUGUAAUACUCAGGAAACCUGCCUGAGUGACUUUGUACAAUGAUGAGGGAAAGGUGAGUUUUACUCCUGGGGAUGGGUGAUAGUUGGUUGAGUGAUGUUGAGCCAUUAAACAACAGAUUUUUAUUUCUACUCCUACAGUAUGAGUAACAGGUUCUCCUACUACAAUAAGCAUGACUGAAAGAUCCCUGACCAAGUAAAUCAACAGGAGAAGUAUGGAUAACAGGUUCUCCUACUAUGGUAAGCAUGACUGGAAGAUGAGUGACCAAGUAAUGAACAGGAGAAGGUGAGUUCUAUUCUAGAAUACUCAUGAAAGCUGCUUGAAUGAGUUUGUACAAUUCACCAAGAAAAGGUGAGUAUGACUCCUGGAGUACGGACAUAGCAGAACGUGAGAUUUAUUCUGUAAUACUCAGGAAAGAUUCCUGAAUGACUUUGUACCAGAGAAGGUGAUUUGUUCUGUUCUGUUCUGUUCUGUUCUAGAAUACUCAUGAAAGCUGCCUGAAUGAGUUUGUAAAUUCACCAGGAAAAGGAGGCAUGACAUGUUUCACUCCUACUGUAACCAGGGCUGGGGGAUUCGUGACCAACAGGAGAAGGAGAGUUCUAUUCUAGAAUACUCAUGAAAGCUGCCUGAAUGACUUUGUACAAUUCACCAGGAAAAGUAUGGAUAACAGAUUCUCCUGCUAUGGUAAGCAGGACUGGAGGAUGUGGGACCAAGUAAAUGAACAGGAGAAAGUGAAUUCUAUUCUAGACUACUCAAGAAAGCUGCAUGAAUGAGUUUAUACAAUUCACCAGGAAAAGUAUGGAUAACAGGUUCUCCUACUAUGGUAAGCAGGACUGGAGAAUUUGUGACCAAGCAAAUCAAAAGGAGAAGGUCAGUUCUAUUCCAGAAUACUCAUGAAAGCUGCCUGAAUGACUUUGUACAAUUCACCAAGAAAAGGUGAGUAUUACUUUUGGGUAACAGUCGACAUUUGGUUGAGUACUCUUAGCCCAAUAACCAAGAGACUUCUAUUUCUAUUCCUGCAGAAGAAAUAAUAGGUUCUACUCAAAUGUUAAAAAAUGACGGGAGGAUUUGUGACCGAGUAAAUAAACAGCAGAACUUGAAUUUUAUUCUGUAAUACUCAGGAAAGCAUCGUAAAUUACUUUGAACAAUUCAUAUUGAAAACGCAUGAUGUAUUCUGCUCAUACAGUGACCAUGACUGGAGGAUUCGUGAACAAGUAAAUCCACAGUAAAAGGAGGCAUGACAUGAUCUACUCCUACUGUAACCAGGACUGGAGGAUUCGUGACCAAGUAAAUCAAUAGGGGAAGCUGAGUUCUGUUCUAGAAUACUCAUGAAAGCUGCCUGAAUGACUUUGUACAAUUCACCAGGAAAAGAAGGAAUAAUAAGUUCUACUCAAAUGGUAAACAUGAUGGUAGGAUUCGUGACCGAGUAAAUCAACAGCAGAACGUGAGUUUUAUUCGGUAAUAGUCUGGAAUCCUGCCUGAAUGACUUUGUACAAUCAUGAGGAAAAGGUGAGUUUUACUCCUGGGGAUGGGUGAUAGUUGGUUGAGUGAUGUUGAGCCAUUAAACAACAGAUUUUUAUUUCUACGCCUGCAGUAUGGAUAACAGGUUCUCCUACUAUGGUAAGCAUGACUGGGGGAUUCGUGACCAAGAAAAUCAACCGGAGAAGGUGAGUUCUGUUCUAGAAUUCUCAUGAAAGCUGCCUGAAUGAGUUUGUACAAUUCACCAGGAAAAGGUGAGUAUCACUCCUGGGGUACGGACAACAGUUGAUCGAGUGACUUUGGGCAAAUAACAAAGAGAUUUUUAUUUCUAUUCCUACAGGAGGCAUGACGUGUUCUACUUCUACUGUAACCAGGACUGGAGCAUUCAUGACCAAGUAAAUCAACAGGGGAAGUAUGGAUAAUAGGUUCUCCUACUAUGGUAAACAGGAUUGGAGGAUUCGUGACUAAGUAAAUCAACAGGAGAAGGCAUGGUGUGUUCUACUUCUACUGUAACCAUGACUGAAGGAUUCGUGACUGAGUAAAUUAACAGGAGAAGGUGAAUUUUAUUGUAUAAUACUCAGGAAAACUGCCUGAAUGACUUUGUACAAUUCACUAGGAGAAAUUUGCACAACAGGUUUUACUCGUACGGUCAGCUUGACUGGUGGAUUCAUGACCAAGUAAAUCAAUUAGAUAACUUGAAUUCUUUUCCACAAUAAUGAGGAAAGCUGUCUGAAUGACUUUGUACAAAUCACAAGAAAAAGGAAUGAUGGGUUCUACACCUAUGGUAUCCAUGACUACACAAUUUGUGAAUGAGUAUAUCUACCCGAGUACAAGAGUUCUCUUCUUCAAUACUCAGGAAAGCUGCCUGAAUGACUUUGUAGAUGUCACAAGGAAAAACAAGCAUUAUGAGUUCUACACCUACGGUAACCAUGACUUGAGGAUUCAUGACCAAGUAAAUCAACAGGAGAAGUAAUCAUGAUGAGUUCUAUACCUAUGGUCCGUGUGACUGGAGGAUACAUGACUGAAUAAAUCAAUAGGAGAAGGCAUUUUGAGUUAUACUGUAAUGCGCAGUACAGGUAUCUGGUUCACUUUGAGCUCCAUGAUCAGGCAUUGUGAAUUCUACUUCUGCCAUAAGCAGGACUGGUGGCAGAUGCAUUUUGCUAUGUGUGUGGACAAUUUAUCAAGACAAGAGCGAAAAAGUACUCUGUGAAAGUGUCAGUUAAGAUGUACAAGAUCUACAAAGCAUACUUCAGCAUACCUGUUGGGGAUGAAGACAAGUCCUGGCCACGUCAUUUCACAUGGUAACACUAUAACAAAACCCUUGAAGGCUGGUACAAGGGAGAAAAGAGAGACAUGAAGUUUGCUAUCCCAAGAAUUUGGCGGGAACUGACUGACAACGCAAGCAAUGGCUACUUCUGCAUGGUGGACCCUUCCAAAUGUUGAAAUGACAAGAGCCUGCCUCCUAUCAUAUAUCCAAACAUUCCUUCAUCCAUCGACUGAGUACCACACUGCCUUGAGCUCCCCAUUCCCACCCUCCAAAGAGGGAUCAGCCAUAUUCAGGAGAGAGAAACAAGUCAGACAUUGAGACAGAUAUUGCAGAUACAGAUGUGGCUGAGGAGAGAAAGCCAUACUUCUCCAACCAGAAAGACCUCAACAAUCUGAUGGGAGACCUUGGUUUUAUCAAGUCCUGUGCUGAACGUCUGACAUCUAGGUUGAAGGAGUGGAACUUGUUGGAGGAAAGUGUGCAAGUCACAGAUCAGAGAAAACGUCAGCAACAUUUUUCCAACUUCUUCAAUCAGCAAGAUGGUGUUCUGGCCCACCAGCAGCCAACGGACCUGACAGCAAAAUCAGAGAGUGAGGAAAUUGGGGAGGAACAUGGGCCAGUCCUGGAGUCUGGGGAAGGCUCUGAUGAGGGCUCUGUGUUGGAGGCAGAAAGGAGGCCAGGGCCAGGGCCAGAUGCCAGUUAUCAUCUGCCUUCAGAGUCAGACAUCAGUGAGGCAGAUGAACAGCUGGAGCCUGUUCCCAGUGUGCUCAUGAGCAGAGUUGCCAGAUGAAGAGAACAGCUAAAGAACAAGGAUCGACUUGGGAGUAAGGCCACAGGUGGACGAUGAUUGGCCCCUCCCAGAAAGAAUAAAAGAGGAGUGAAAGGGGAGUGGAGUUUGCAGAAGACAAUUAGUUCACCUAAUUUGUUUGUGACUCUCCGAGACUCUUUGCCAAGUUUUGAAGUUAUCGGCCUGGCAGCUCUCCAAGCCAGAUAAGGUCUGUGACUGUAAAUUCUCCCUUGAAACACUUUGCUGAAGGUGAAUGAGAGGAAUUCACUGUUUGCUUAAUAAAAGGGGUUUUGUGGGGACCCGGAUUCUGCUUCGUGCUUUUUGGGGAAGCCUAGUCCAGAACAGAUGGGCUGUGCUUCUGCAACAAUGUGGCCAGUAUAUUCGAGGCUAUAGGAAUAAUUGUUAAGCAAGUGAAUGAUGCCUAUUCAUAGACAAUUCAUCCAGGAGCCUCAAAGCCAUGUUGCUGCAUAAUGGGAACAAGAACCUAUCUCUCCCUAUGGCUCACUCUGUGCACCCCAAAGAGGACUAUACCAGUGUCAAAAUGUUGCUGAGUGCCUUGAAAUAUGAUGACUAUGAGCAGGAGGUCAUUGGAAACUUCAGAAUGGUUUCAUUCCUGAUGAGUCUCCAAGGCUGUUUCAUAAAGUUUCCUUCUUUUCUUUGCCUCUGGGACAGUCAGGACACUAAGGUGCACUAUCACACAAGGGACUGGCCUUAGCAGACUGAGUUCUCCAUAGGGAAGAGCAGCAUAAAGUGGGAACUGCUUAGUAAACCCUCGGAAGGUGCUGAUGCCAUCACUGCACAUCAAGUUAGGCCUCAUCAAACAAUUUGUCAUAGCUCUAGCCAAGGAGUCAGCAGCUUCCAAGAACCUCCAAGAUCUCUUUCCACAGCUGUCAGAGGUGAAGGCUAAAACUGGUAUCUCUGUCGGACCACAGAUAAAGAAGACGGUAAAGUACGAUGAAUUUGCCAAGUAGCUAAACAGGAUGGAGAAAGCUCCUUGGAACAGUUUUGUUGCAGUGGUUCGCAGCUUUCUGGGCCAUCACAAGGCUGAAAAAACUAUGAACAGCUAGUUCAAACUCUCAUAAAGAACUAUGCCAACAUGGGAUGUAGAAUGUCCCUCAAAGUCCUUGAUACUCAUCUUGACAAAUUCAAGAAGAACAUGGGUGCUUACUCAGAGGAGCAAGGCAAGAGCUUUUAUCAGGAUGUACUGGACUUUGAAUGUCGUUACCAAGGACAAUAUAACAAAAACAUGAUGGGGGAUUACUUUUGGGGGCUUCUUCGAGAAAGCAAUUUGCAGUGUAGCCUCAAAUCUAGAAAAUCUACUUGUUUCUGAAUCCUUUUGAUUGGUUUUGACAGUCUUUGUUUAUUUGCUAUGCAAAUAUAUAUAUUGUUCUUUAACUGCUUAAAAAGAUUUUUUAAAAAUGCCUGUUUUGUGUCUAUAAAUACAAAACUUGUGUAGGCUGUGGUCACAAUCAAAGUUUGUUUUUGCAUAGGCUUUAGACAUAAGCAGUUGAAACAUAACACUUAGAAGCAGGAACAAAAAUUACGUAAUGAAUCCAUGUUAUUUUGUAACUCUGGGAUCUGUAUGAUGAAAAUCAGUUCUUCUGCAUAGGAAGAGACAUGUUUUUGUUUUUUUUACUCUCCAGAUGUUGUAUCAGUUUCACUAAUUAAAUCAUACCAAUUCCUGGUGUGUGUAUGUGCUAGAAUCUUAAUUACACAACUCUACCUUUCUCCUAGAGUAAUGAUGGAUUUCCCCCCCCCCCAGGAAUGUUACAUUUUUGACACGUUUAUUGUUCAUUGUCAUUGUUCUUUUCAAAUUUCUGCAUUUCUGUAUGUUACAAAUUGUUGUGUAUACUUAAUGUCCCCAAAGGGAAAGAUGUGAAUCACUUAUCUAAUAAACUCAUUGAGUUUUAAACCAA
Pantherophis guttatus is the source of this 16201-nucleotide messenger RNA. NCBI's taxonomy places the organism in Eukaryota, Metazoa, Chordata, Lepidosauria, Squamata, Colubridae. The record is from RefSeq and is a predicted model, not a curated record.